AAACACAGGAGGUUCCCCGCCACCUUCUCUCCCUGUCCCUGCCCGCUUGCCCGCACUGUGCUCAGCUCCAAGCAUUGCAGCAGCACCCAAGAAAUGCGCUUCCUUCCCCGCCUCAUCUUCUCCGCUGCCCUGGGCAUCGCCACCUUCCUCAGCUGGAAGCUGCUGCUCCAGAGCCUGGCCACUGGACGCAGAGGUGACCUGGCCCCCAGGGCAGAGGAAGGCUUCACUUUGACGCUGGACACCUUCCUUCACAUCCAGCAGCUCAGGAAGAAGAGACUAAGAGCUUUCUGCAGCCAACAGGGUAAAGUGACCACGCUGCCGAGGAGCCCAGAGGACAGAGCCUGCCUGCUCUCGAGUUUGAGGGUCAGCACCAAGCUGGACCUCCUCUACUGCCAAGUGCCAUCGACAGGGACGGAGGAAUGGCAGCAGCUUUUGGGAAAGCUGGAGAAGGAAAACGUGACGCUCCCGGUGCCGCUUCCCUACCCUUGGCAUCACGCGCGGGAGACGCAGCUGAGCAAGUUCAACCUGACGGAGAUAGAGGCAGCGUUAGGGUCCUACACCAAAGUGCUGUUUGUCAGGGACCCUUUCCACAGGCUGAUCUCCACGUUCAUGCAAGGCAUGGGCAGCAGCCCUUCCUUCAGCAGCUUUGUUCAGGAUGUUCUAGACAGCGGGCCACGCAACGCCAGCAUGGCUUGGAAACCUCUCGUGAGCAUCUGCCGGCCCUGCCUUGUCCAGUACGACUACGUGGUGAUGUUCGGCUUCCUCAGGCAGGAGCUGGGCUACCUGCUGCGGAGGGCUGGGCUGGCUGUGGACAGCCUCCUCCCUGAGUUCACCGACAGCCAAGUGCAGUGGACCUACGGCUGGUUAUCAGAGCAGAUGUUCAGCGAGCUGUCCCUCCAGCAGAAACAGCAGCUGUCUCGUUUCUACCGCUGGGACCUUGCUGCUUUCCCGUUCUCCAGCAGCUUUCUGUCAGACCUCCACAGCACCCCGGAGACCUGGUAGCAAUAUUCCAGCUGGAGGGAACAGUUUGGAGAGAUGUAAUCCAAAUGGUAGUGCUUUGUGAUACCGCCUGGGUCACAGGAAGACCCUCGCUCCAGAGCUGCAUGCAGCACACUUGUCCGUGUCACCGCUACAAAAGGCACAUCAGAGAGGGGACAGGGUACCAAGGCCCUUCACACGGCUGAAUUGUGUUUAAAUGUGGCAAUAGCAGGCACUAGGGAAACACAUGGCAUUGGGAUUUGGAAAAGUGCAUGAAUUGAGCUGUGAUGGGGUUGAACAACUCUCAGCAAGCCUAGUGGGGUGGGGUGGGGUGAGUUGGACCUCCUGCAAAUCACAGCACCAUCCACCUGCGCUCUGCCUGCACUGCCGUGUUGUGUUCUGGGCUCCCUUUUGGGCCAAGAGGUUUGGCGAUGGCUUCCUUGGGACAAGUCCCUCCAUGCAGAUACAUGAAGCAGUCCCAAAGGAGCACAUCAUGUGGAGUCUGUCUACUGCACACAAGUAGGUGAGAUAAGGCACAGCGUGGCAUACCCUCCUGAGGAACCACUGGUGAUGUUCCCAACCCUUCCAUGCUCAGGGAAGGACAGCCACAGCCCAUCAUUUGGUUUUAUGCAUACUGUGUGAACUGUUCCUGGUUAACAUCUCCUGCAUGUUUAGGCUCAAGAGGGCCCCAGGAACACAUAAUGCUUGCUCCACUCGCAAGUUUUGAGCAAGGUUCCUCCUUUACAGGACUGGCUCAAAUGGGCCAAGCCUAGCUUUCAGCUCCACUCACUAGUGAUGAGAUGAGGACACGGCAACCACCCGUCCUCUCCCACCCUUGGCCACUGAGCUGACCGGCCUCUGGGAAGGGUCUAUCCUUGCCCAACACCAAGGACAAGCUGUCCAGCUUUCAGAUUGCGACAGAUUUUUACCAUAGCACACUUGUUUCCAGAACAAUUUUUAGCUUUA
Molecule: messenger RNA, 1944 nt
Organism: Pezoporus occidentalis (night parrot)
Lineage: Eukaryota; Metazoa; Chordata; Aves; Psittaciformes; Psittacidae
Product: carbohydrate sulfotransferase 9-like
Exons: 2
Coding region: 94-1002 (302 amino acids)
Biological process (GO): proteoglycan biosynthetic process; carbohydrate biosynthetic process
Cellular component (GO): membrane
Molecular function (GO): sulfotransferase activity
Source: RefSeq, a predicted model, not a curated record